AUGAUGGAUUUUGAAUCAUUACCAAAUGAGAUAUUAUUGAGCUGUUUUGAAUAUUUAAAUGGUAAAGAUAUAUUUCAUGGAUUUGAUGGAUUAAAUUGUCGUUUUAAUAUAUUAAUUCAAAAUGUUCCAUUGUAUCUUAAUUUUGAACAUAUCAGAAAAUCUAUUUUUGAUCAAUUUUGUACAAGAAUUUUAUUGAAUCCUGUGAUGAAAAGUGCUAUAUACUCAUUAAGAUUAUCAGAUGCAAUGGAUACAUGUAAUCAAAUCCAAGCAUUUCUACAUUUUUUUCACCUGAAUGAAUUUCCUAAUCUACGAUUAUUAACCCUAAUUGAUAUCGAAAGAAAUAUUUCAUUAGAAGAUAUAUUAUUAUCGUUAUCUAAUCUACGAGAGUUUUAUUUCAUUACAAAGUAUAGUCAUCGUCAUCAAUUACUAGCGUCAGUUCCAUCCACAUUGAGAGUAUUAUCGAUGCCAGAAUCAUUUCUUGAUUUUAUACCAAUUGAUAAAAUUCUAUCAGUGACACAUUUAAUACUGUCUGGUUCUGUUUAUCCAAUUCAGUUAUAUCAAAUUUUCAAAUGUUUACCGAUGUUAGAAUAUUUAAAAGUCGAAAAUCUAUGUUUUUCGAGUAACCUAGACUUAAGUCUUGUCAGUUCCAAAGCUGUUCAUUUAACACAAUUCAUUGCAGGAAUACGUUUGAUUCAAUUUGAUUCUCUUGAAUUCCUGUUCAAACAAAUGCAAAAUUUUAAAAACUUGAAUCUAUUUAGUCCUUACAGUAAAGAAAUAUGUGAUGCUUAUCGUUGGGAACGUAUUAUUUCAUCAUCAUUGUCUAACUUAAACAUUUUUCAAUUUCAUUUUCAUAUCGACCGCUGUGAUUAUCGAGGCGUAAUCGUUUUGUAUAAGGAUUUGAUAUUGAAUCAAUUUCAACAAUUUCAAACUGAUUUUUGGCAUAAAGAACAUCAAUGGCAUACCGCAUAUGAAUUAACGCAAAAAUUUGCGACCAUUUUUACGAUACCGUACAGUUCAAAGAAUUAUACAUUAACCUUGGAUACAAAUACUAAUUGUAAGAUGAUGAUCAAUAAAUCAAAGUUAUUAAGCAAUGUUACACAAUUAACAUACUUUCCAAGAACAGAAAUAUUGCAUCAUUAUUUUUCAAAUGUCAAAUCAUUAAUUUUCAAUCCUGAAAGGCUCGGCUAUAAUAAUAUCGAAUUGAAUUAUCAAUAUAUACAAGUACUUAAGUUGAAUGUUAAUUUAUCUAAUGUAAAAUAUUUAGAAUUUCCAUGGAAUUAUACAAUGAAAUCAUCAUUAUUAUUAGAAAUAUUAAAAGAGACACCAAAUGUAUCAUCGAUAACCGUACCAAAAUCAAGUCUAGUACCAUUGUUCAGUAAUUAUGAAGCACGCGAAUAUUUAAAUAGAAUGAUUAAAAAAUUAGUUGUCAAUGGUACUGAUUCACUUUUUACUUCAUAUGAACUAGAACACUUUUGUAACAUAUUUUCAAAUUUGGAACACCUUGAAUGUGUAAUCACAAGUUUGAAUGAAUUGUUUUACAUAUUAUGUCAAUUAUCAAAAUUGUCAAGUAUUCAAGUUAGUUCAAUUGUAGAAGGAGAUAUCGAUAAUAUAGACUUUUUCGAAGAAAAAAUUGGACCAAAAUUAAAGCAAAACUUUAUGUAUCAUCUUCACUAUCGAAAUAUACAUUACGAUACCACACGAUUGUAUAUCUGGAUCGGUGAAAAUAUUAUUACUUGA
Molecule: messenger RNA, 1737 nt
Organism: Rotaria sp. Silwood1
Lineage: Eukaryota; Metazoa; Rotifera; Eurotatoria; Philodinida; Philodinidae
Source: the annotation of a GenBank genome assembly